Vigna radiata var. radiata (mung bean) is the source of this 1071-nucleotide messenger RNA. Its product is annotated as 54S ribosomal protein L24, mitochondrial. Gene Ontology annotation, molecular function: structural constituent of ribosome. NCBI's taxonomy places the organism in Eukaryota, Viridiplantae, Streptophyta, Magnoliopsida, Fabales, Fabaceae. Gene Ontology annotation, cellular component: mitochondrial large ribosomal subunit. The record is from RefSeq and is a predicted model, not a curated record. The coding region runs from base 207 to 824 and encodes 205 amino acids. The transcript has 3 exons.
UGUAGCGGGUUGGGCCGGGUACGAAGAAGCUUCCCCCAAUACGGUACCGUUUCUUCCCAGGUUACAUUACUUCCCUUUUUUUGCUCUGUUCAAAGACACUCGGUGGCGACUAUCGGUGGCGACGGCGGCGGAACCCUGUUCAGUGACCAACCACGUAAUCUGUUGUUAUCCAUUCUUUUGAUUACUUCGUCUGAGUGAUAGGGAAAAUGGCGUUCAGAGGAAAAGAAAUGAUGAAGAAAAUUCUGAAGACGGUGGGAGAGAAUGGUUUGAAUAAAAGAGAUAAGGAAACGUUGGAGAAAUGCAUGCCUCGAAGCAAGGUUGUGAUGAAUCGCGCCAAACGUGGUCUCUUUGCCGGGCGACACAUUCAGUUUGGAAAUCGUGUCAGUGAAGAUGGCGGUAACAAGACAAGGAGAACUUGGAAACCGAAUGUCCAGGAAAAGCGGCUCUUCAGCUACAUCCUAGAUCGUCACGUUCGUGUUAAAGUGACCACACAUGCCAUCCGAUGCAUAGACAAAGCAGGUGGGAUUGAUGAGUACUUGCUGAAAACUCCUUAUCACAAGAUGGACACUGAAAUGGGCAUUCUCUGGAAGGCAAAAAUUGAGAAAUUGUAUGAAGAGCUUGGCCAAAAGGAGGUUGUAUUCUUUUCACCUGAGGCUGAAGCGAAGUUUGAGCAGGACUUUAAAGAUUUGAAACUGUCUGAAAGGGAAGCACGAAAGGAGGUCAGAAGAAAGAUGUACAAUGGGAUGAGCAAGCACGAACGGGUUCCUAUUUCGUAUAUCUUAGCUGCUGACAAGCUCAAAGCUGGAAGCGUUGUUUCUAAUUAAUGUAUUUGUGUCAACUGAUACUCGCGGUGUAAGCUUUAUUAGCUCAGAGUGUGAAAAAUCUGUUAUUUGAUUUUUGGAUCAUAGUGGUUUCUUCAGAGAUUCUUGUUGAAAAGCUUUAAACUUUGGGUAGUGAAAAGCAUAAUCUAUUAUGUCAAAAUAAUAAUAUAGUUCGAUUUUUCUAGCGAGACUGUAUUUCCCGAGGUGCAACUUGGUAGAAAUCAAUACAAAGGGUAGUGUUCUCACGUUA